CUUCGGGGAUCCCGCGGCGGGGAGCUGCGGUGGAGCGGAGGUGACACGUAAGUGCGGGGCCGGGGAAGUUUCCUUUGUUCCUCUCAGGUGGCGGCGGGGCCGGACCGGGCCGGAGGGGCCGCCCGAGGCGAGCAGGGAGCCGCCCCUCGCCUCGCAGCCACAGCGCCGGGGGCCGCUCCCUCCCGCCGCCCGGGCGGCGCAGCAUGCGGGCCGGCUCCGCCUGGAGGCGCGGGGCCCGCAGGCUGCACGAGGCCGCCCGGGGCGUCGCGGCGGUGCCCCGGGGCUGAGGCGCUCGGCCGGCCGCUCCCCGCCUCCUCGCCACCCCCGGCGCGGGCCCGGGGCCGCCGAUGUCUCCGCCUCAUCGCCGCCGCCCGCCGCCUCCCUCCGCUGUGCCGUGAGGGGCGGGGGCGCCGGGACCCCGCCGGGGACAUGGGCAACGGGAUGUGCUCCCGAAAGCAGAAGCGGAUUUUCCAGACCCUCGUGCUGCUGACUGUGGUGUUCAGCUUCAUCUACGGGGCGAUGCUGUACUACGAGCUGCAGAGCCAGCUGCGGAAGGCUGAGGCCACGGCGCUCAAGUACCAGCAGCACCAGGAGUCCCUCUCGGCCCAGCUACAAGUUGUAUAUGAGCACAGAUCAAGAUUAGAAAAAUCACUGCAAAAGGAAAGGCUUGAACAUAAGAAAGCAAAAGAAGAUUUUCUUGUUUAUAAACUAGAAGCACAGGAAACCCUAAAUAAAGGGAGGCAAGAUUCAAAUAGCCGAUACAGUGCACUGAGUGUCCAGCACCAGAUGUUGAAGAGUCAACAUGAAGAACUAAAGAAACAGCACGCUAACCUUGAGGAAGAUCACCGAAAACAAGGAGAAGAGUUCAGCAGGACAUUCAGUGAUCACAAGCAGAGAUACUUAGAACUGCAGCAGGAAAAAGAGCAGGAGAUCUCUAAGCUGAAGGAAUCCCUGUAUAAUUUACGGGAGGAGAACAGACAAUUGAGAAAAGCUCACCAGGAUGUUCAUACCCAAUUACAAGAUGUAAAGCAACAGCAUAAGAACUUACUCUCCCAGCACAACCAGCUUGUAGUGACAUUGGAAGACCACAAGAGUGCACUAGCUGCUGCACAGUUAAUCAGGAAAGAGAAGUAUCCCUCUGGAAUGAUGAAAUCCCAGGUGGAGGAAUACAAACAGCUGAAGGACACACUGAACAAAAUACCAAGUUUCCGCCAUUCUGAGAAGUUGGAACCAAACAAACAACCGGAGGUGCGGGCGCCAUCUCCCCACAGUGACCUCCCAGAACACCACAAAGCUGCAGCUGAAUUGCAUAAAGAGAGUGAGAAGCCAAAAGAGAGAGAAGAAAUAAAUACCCAAGAGAGAGAUGACAGAGCUGAGUCUUUUCAUCUACCAAGAAGGGCUAACGAGGGCCAGCAUGCCAAAGAAGUAAAUAUUCAGGAGCAGCAAGAAGCUGGAGAGGAUGACGAGCAACAUGUUGAUCAGGCAGAAGAGGAACGCAAAAAAGAACUUGAAGAAGAGGAAAUGGAGCAGGCAGGUCAGCCUCAGCACUUAGAAGAAGAACAGGACCAAGUGCCAGAAGAGCAUGAGUGGAAGAAACAGGAACAGAAAGAAGAAGAAACCAACAUAUUGGGUGAACAUCUUCCAUCAGAGGUAACACCAACAAAAGCUGUCACAAAAAGAUACAAGCCAGCCUACGAAGAGCAACUGGAGCAGCAACAGCUUGCAGCCCAAAGAGCAGAGGAAGCCAAUCAGCUCAGGGAACAUCAGGAAUCGCUGCACCAGCAAAGACUGCAAACACAGCUAUUACGACAGCAACAGCUUCAAGAAAAAGAGCUUCAGCUACAGAGGGAGGCAGAGCAAGGAGAAAAAUUCUAUAAGAACCAACUGAGUCAGCAGGCUCGCUAUGAUAACAUGGACCAUGAUAUUGUACAAGGGGAAGAAGAGCAAGGUAUUCAGGAAGAAGAAGGAGCUUAUGAACAUGACAACCAGCACCGGGAUGAAGGUGAGGAUGAGGAUCAAAACAAUGCAAAUGAACAGCACGAACCAGAACAUCAAGGAGAAAAUCAGCAGGCUGAUGAACCAAGGGCAGCCAUGGAAGAUGUGAACCCUGCUGAUGACCCUAACAAUCAGGGAGAAGAUGAAUUUGAGGAGGCUGAACAAGAGAGAGAAGAAAAUCUACCAGACGAAAAUGAGAAGCACAAGCAGAACAGUGAGAAACAAGGGCAUCCCGGAGUGGAAGAGCACCUAGUGAUGGCAGGAAAUCCCGACCAGCAGGAAGAUAAUGUGGAUGAGCAGUAUCAGGAAGAGGGCGAGGAAGAGAUUCAGGAAGAUUUGACUGAGGAGAAGAAACGAGAACUGGAACGCAAUGCUGAAGAGCCGUAUGGUGAAAAUGAUGAAAAUGGAGAUGAAAAGAAUAAUGGGGAAACAGAUCAAGAGCAAGAAAUGCAAGACGAGAACAACCCUCAGAAGGAAGUUCGUGAAGAAAAUUAUGAGGAGGAAGAGGAGGAGGAGGAGGAACGUGGAGCUGCUGCAGCAAAAACACGGAGGCGAGGGGAGAUGUAGUCCUCACUUUUUGGUAGCACACACAUUCCCGAUUUUAAGAAAAACUCUUUUGGGAUAUGUAAGUCCCAAAAUAAAUUUGCGUUUUACUCUUUUUACUUUUCUAUUAGAUGCUCUCCUACAUUUAUAUGAAUACAGUAUUUUGAUACUCUAGAUUAGGAUUUCUUUUCUAUUAAAUAUGUACAUAAGCAGACAUCACGCAGGUUUCAUUUGUCAUCCUUCAGGGCAUGUUUUAAGAGGCCAAUCUGUAAUAUACUUCCACUUUUUCCAAGCCUGACAAACACUUGGUCUAAUUUCAGAUAUGCUCAACAUCUGAGGGAAUACAUCUAGUGCCUAAGCCCAGUCAGCAUUAGUCAAUCCAGCCCUGUCUUCCUUGACACCACUCACAUGACUAAUGGCUGGCCAGCUACCUGUCCGAGGCACAACCUGCAGUGCUCCUGAAGGCCCACAGGUAGCUUCAUUCAUUAUAAUCUCAUGAGAUUCUUCAAAUCCUUGAAGAUGAGCACAUGCCCAGCUAUUUGUGGGACCAAGCCUCUUACAGAUGCAGGACAGUUAUAAAAUAUGCAAGUUUUACAAGCCUUCAAAAUACAGCCAGGUUAACAGCUGUUCAUUUUGGCAGCUGUUUAUAUACAGCUAAAUUAUGCAUUUAUUUUAAUGAGCAUACCUAGGUACUUCAAUUACAUGCACUACAUAGCAGAUAACGUAAAUGGUGCUAUGCUGAGAUGCGAGUUAGGAACUGAUUUAGACUUGAUGAUCCUUCAUGACAAAUCAAAACACUACAGCUGUCACAGGAAUUAAGAUUUACAGAAGGAACAAUUUUGUCAUCCUAGCUAAUAUAUUACAGUGUGACCUACCAACUGUAAUUAGAUCACCUUCAUGACAUGCUCUCUGGAGACUGGAGAGAGGGUUAAGGCAUUUAAAAUGAGUUGGUGUGAUUUGGUGCCAGAUGUCAAACUAAAGCCUUUACCUUCUUUUACUUAUUUAUUUUUAAAUCUAAGCUGGAAAAACUUCUGUGUCCUCUACUGUGAAAAUCACAUGAGAGACAAAUCCCACAGAAGUUUUUUGAACAGCAAGCAUCUCUAGCACUGCAUGCCUGGAUGUAAGGGAAAAGGGGUGGGGAAUGACACAAAAAUUGUGCCUUGGUGUAAGCUACUAUGAACAUAAUCACAGUGCAUGAAUAUAUACAAUAUUUGUAUUGGUACAGAUCAUAGUUAUUUAAUAUAUGUUUUUAAGGAGAGUGGGAAUCUGGAUUUCCUAGGCCACGCCCCAUUGCUGGAAAUGAGGCACGCAGUAGCUCCCCUUAGGAAGUGUGUGUUAAUAUAUAAAAGGAUAGGGUUUGGGAUUUUUCCCUUUUUAAAUAACGAUGCAUAGCAAUGGUUUUAGUUUAACUUUUGAUAUGAAUGUAAUUUAAUUCGUUUUUCUACUAACUCAAUUACAUUAAGUUUUAUAGUUGGUUUCCAUUCUCGGUAAUUUUCCUGAAUAUCUCAGACACAGUGCUUAUGUUUCAUAGGAAUAUUUUUGUCAGCGAGUACUUUGGGUUUUUAGUUACCAUAAAUCAGAGUUACCUUAUGUAUAAAAAAAGUUUACAUGAUACUGUAAAAUGUAUAAUAUGUACAUAAUCUGCAGAAUACGAUUAUUUUGGUAAAUUGGCCUGUAUUUUUAAUGUCACUGUUGCAGUAUUUAAUUAUUUGAGGCAUAAUAAAACUUGACUGCAGUCAAUAAACUA
Gallus gallus (chicken) is the source of this 4285-nucleotide messenger RNA. RefSeq names its product golgi integral membrane protein 4 (gene GOLIM4). Gene Ontology annotation, cellular component: Golgi membrane; Golgi apparatus. Lineage: Eukaryota; Metazoa; Chordata; Aves; Galliformes; Phasianidae. The transcript has 17 exons. The coding region runs from base 430 to 2562 and encodes 710 amino acids. The record is from RefSeq and is a predicted model, not a curated record.